Molecule: messenger RNA, 1837 nt
Organism: Aspergillus steynii IBT 23096
Lineage: Eukaryota; Fungi; Ascomycota; Eurotiomycetes; Eurotiales; Aspergillaceae
Product: dihydroorotate dehydrogenase 2
Exons: 3
Coding region: 120-1730 (536 amino acids)
Biological process (GO): pyrimidine ribonucleotide biosynthetic process; 'de novo' pyrimidine nucleobase biosynthetic process
Cellular component (GO): cytoplasm; mitochondrial inner membrane
Molecular function (GO): dihydroorotate dehydrogenase activity
Source: RefSeq, a predicted model, not a curated record
CUCGAGUGACGUCCCCGUGCGGAUUGACUGCUUGAUUUACUUGGGGAUGCCUGUGGCGCAAACCUCAAUUGCCGGAAAUUAAUUGAUUCUCCAAUUCUUGUGGGCCAACUCCAAUCAAUAUGGUCGCAAGCUCAGUCGCGUUAGCCUGGAGGUCUGCAGGGCCCCGGGCCCGCGCAUUGCCGUCCUUCCGCUGCGCACAGCGUCCGUCGAUCUGGCGCAAUCAGCAAGGUGUCGUUAGAUAUGCCUCCGACACGACUACCACCAAGGCCGCCGGCACCGCCGACGCGGCCGCGGAGACCGUGAAGGAGACCGCGAAGGAGGCGCCUAAGAAAGCCGGCCGCGGAUCCCGGAGAAUCGUGCUCGGCACGUCUUUGGCUCUGACACUUUUGGUUGGCUAUGUGUAUGGCACGGAUACGAGAGCCAGCGUGCACCGCUACGGUGUGGUUCCGCUGAUCCGACUCCUAUACCCCGAUGCGGAGGAUGCUCAUCACCUUGGGGUGGAUACCUUGAAGACGCUGUACCAGUUUGGACUGCACCCCCGAGAGCGUGGAAACCUGGAUGGAGAUGGUGCUUUGUCGACCGAGGUCUUCGGAUACACACUCGCCAACCCCAUUGGUAUCUCCGGUGGUCUGGACAAGCAUGCCGAAGUCCCCGAUCCGCUGUUCGCAACCGGGCCUGCCAUCGUCGAAGUCGGCGGUACCACGCCGUUGCCGCAGGAUGGCAACCCCCGCCCCCGCGUGUUCCGACUCCCCUCGCAGAAGGCUAUGAUCAACCGGUACGGACUUAACUCGAAGGGAGCAGAUCACAUGGCCGCGAUCCUGGAGCAGCGAGUGCGUGACUUCGCCUACUCGCAGGGAUUCGGGCUGCAUGAGCAAGCCGUGGAGCGGGUCUUGAACGGGGAGGCCAGUGUUCCCCCCGGCAGUCUUCUUCCCGGUAAGCUCUUGGCCGUGCAGGUGGCCAAGAACAAGGCCACGCCCGACUCGGACAUCGAAGCCGUCAAGCGGGACUACGUCUACUGCGUCGACCGCCUCGCCAAGUACGCCGAUAUCCUGGUCGUGAACGUGUCCAGCCCCAACACCCCCGGUCUGCGUGACCUCCAGGCCACCGCGCCUCUGACGGCCAUCCUGAAAGCCGUCGUGGGAGCCGCCAAGGGCGUCGACCGCGCGACCAAGCCCUUCGUGAUGGUCAAGGUCAGCCCGGACGAAGACGCCGACGAACAGGUCUCGGGUAUCUGCGAGGCCGUCUGGGGCUCGGGUGUCGACGGCGUCAUCGUGGGAAACACGACCAACCGUCGUCCGGAGCCCCUGCCCAAGAGCAUCGCUCUGCCGGCCAAGGAGCAAACCACGCUCAAGGAGACGGGCGGAUACUCGGGCCCGCAGCUCUUCGACCGCACCGUGGCCCUGGUGGCUCGCUACCGGGCGCUGCUGGACGACACGCCCGUGACGCCGGAGCUGGCCGGAGUUGCGCAGGCAGAAACCGCGCGCGUUACCCAGGCCGAGCCCGACGCGGAGAACGUGCCCCCCGUGGAUCCGCCCAGCGUUGCCGCGCAGUUCCCGCGCAAGGUCAUCUUCGCGUCCGGCGGCAUCACCACCGGCGCGCAGGCCCAGGCGGCUCUGAACGCCGGUGCCUCGGUGGCGAUGAUGUAUACCGGCAUCGUGUAUGGCGGCGUGGGCACCGUGACCCGCGUGAAGCAGGAGAUGCGCGAGGAACGACAGCUGAAGAAGGAUUAAACGGUUGUCUAUCGCCAGACCAGAUCAAAAGCAAGGGGUUAUCUGUACAUAACGUUUCCCAUGAUAUUCUAUCGCAUAGUACUAUUGUCUACAGAAGGAUAUUCGAU